Messenger RNA from Catharus ustulatus (Swainson's thrush), 2419 nucleotides. RefSeq names its product crystallin beta B2 (gene CRYBB2). The record is from RefSeq and is a predicted model, not a curated record. Bases 638 to 2272 code for a protein of 544 amino acids. The transcript has 12 exons. Gene Ontology annotation, molecular function: structural constituent of eye lens. Gene Ontology annotation, biological process: visual perception; lens development in camera-type eye. Lineage: Eukaryota; Metazoa; Chordata; Aves; Passeriformes; Turdidae.
GUAAAGGUUUCAUGGGUGGUUCUUGGUUUCAAGAUGAGCCAUGCUCAGAGCAGGUAGAAAAGCCUGCAAGGGCUGUAGUAAAUGGGGAUUUGUGCAGCUAAACUGAGGAAUCAGGAUGGUUUGGGACUGGAGGGACUCUUAAAGGUGAAGAGGGAGUCAGGCCUGCUACCAGCAGAGUGAAAUGCUCCCAGUUUGCUCCCCCUUUACAUCAGAUGGACCAACCUUUGUGCCAGGCCCCAGAAAUCGCUCACACACCCCAGGAUGAGUUCCCAGGGAAAUGCUGGGGAGGGAGCCAGAGAAACAAAAGGGACUUGAUGGAGUUAAAGCAAGAACACCAAUCUGGAAAUCCUGAGCUGCUCCAGACCCCAGCCCUGUGUCACACCUUGAGCUGCAGCCCCCACAAUCAGGGAUAUUUUGCCCGGAUUUUGCUUCGCGCUGCGCUCGGGUUUCCAGGCUAAACCCUCCCGUGAACUGCUGAUGGCAGAGUUUUCCAGAGAACCUGGCAAGAAGCAGCGUGAACGUGCUGAUGUGAAUUUGGACGUUAAUCUUCUGUAAAUCGAGUGGCCCGUGGCCGAGGGACAGCCGGGAGAAAUCCGAAUGACGUUUCCAUAGCUCGCUGCGCGCCCGCGCUAUUGAGAUGAAAUCUCAUGGAUGGAAUUCCGUGGACGCAGCUGCUGUAUCAGCGCUCGGGGAAUUCUGCUGUUCUGUUCAGAAGCAACCCAUAAAUAGCGGGGCCGCCCGCGCCGCCCGGCACAGCAGAACCACACGGAGAGGCACAAUGACCGAGCAGCAAAGUCCCCCCGAGCAGAUGGCGACUGGGGAGGGUGCUGGCGAGCGAGGUGGCAACUACAAGAUCACCAUCUACGAGCUGGAGAAUUUCCAGGGGAAAAGGUGUGAGCUGACAGAGGAGCUCCCCAACAUCACCGAGAAGGAGAUGGAGAAGGUGGGCUCCAUCCAGGUGGAGUCUGGCCCGUGGCUGGGCUUCGAGCGCCAGGGCUACGCUGGGGAGCAGUUUGUGCUGGAGAAGGGCGACUACCCCCGCUGGGACUCCUGGUCCAACAGCCACAGCAGCGACAGCCUGAUGUCCAUCCGGCCCCUCCAGAUUGACAGCGCUGACCACAAGAUCCACCUGUUUGAGAACGCGGGGUACACCGGGAGGAAGAUGGAGAUCGUGGAUGACGACGUCCCCAGCCUCUGGGCCCACGGCUUCCAGGACCGUGUGGCCAGUGUCAAGGCUCUGAACGGAACGUGGGUGGGCUACGAGUACCCCGGGUACCGGGGCCGCCAGCACGUCUUCGAGAAGGGCGAGUACCGGCACUGGAACGAGUGGGACGCCAACCAGCCCCUGAUCCAGUCCGUGCGCCGCGUGCGGGACCAGCAGUGGCACCAGCGGGGCUGCUUCGAGAACAACAAAGGCUGCGGCGGAUCAGCUGACCCUGGUUUUCAUUGGGGUUUAAUCCAGCAUUCUCGCUUUGAAUCAGGCUUUAACUAUUUUGUAAAUAGUUUUGGCACCUCUCUGCUGCAGCUCGGUAUAAAUUCCACCUCCCGGCCCCAGCCCGUCACUGGCUCAAGCGGGUACUGGUAUAACUGGCAGCAGACGACCCAGCUGAUGAUGGCUUCCGAGCACCAAAUGCCAGCCUCCAAGCAGCAGCAAGCCAGCUCCAAGAUUGCCAUCUUCGAGCAGGAGAACUUCCAGGGCCGCUGCCAUGAGCUCAGCGGGGCCUGCCCCAACCUGAAGGAAGCCGGCGUGGACAAAGUGGGCUCCAUCCUGGUGCACUCCGGACCCUGGGUGGGCUACGAGCAGGCAAGCUGCAAAGGGGAGCAGUUUGUGUUUGAGAAGGGGGAGUACCCCCGCUGGGACUCCUGGACCAACAGCCGGAGAAGCGACAGCAUCACUUCCCUGAGACCCAUCAAAGUGGUGAGAGCACCCAGACAGCCACUACCCACCCGCCAGACCAAGGACAGCCAGGAGCACAAGAUCGUGCUGUACGAAAACCCCAGCUUCACCGGCAAGAAGAUCGAAAUCAUAGACGACGAUGUGCCCAGCUUCCACGCACACGGCUACCAGGAGAAGGUCUCAUCCGUGCGGGUGCAGAGCGGCACGUGGGUGGGCUACCAGUACCCUGGCUACCGGGGCUACCAGUACCUGUUUGAAAAGGGGGACUACAAGGACAGCUCAGACUUCGGCGCUCAGCACCCCCAGAUCCAGUCGGUCAGGCGCAUCCGGGACAUGCAGUGGCACCAGCGCGGUGCCUACCACCCCACCAACUAAAGCCCCCGGCCCGUGCCGGGGCGCGGGGAGCGGAGCAAGCGUUCCCCCGGCCGCCGCUGUGCCCCCGCGGCCUCGCCUCCCGCCUCCCCCCGUGUGAUGCACGCGCUGCCGAAGCAACUCAAUAAAGCUUGGAGUUUCAAAGUCCCA